Strongylocentrotus purpuratus (purple sea urchin) is the source of this 2811-nucleotide messenger RNA. RefSeq lists its product as uncharacterized. Lineage: Eukaryota; Metazoa; Echinodermata; Echinoidea; Camarodonta; Strongylocentrotidae. The transcript is spliced from 2 exons. The record is from RefSeq and is a predicted model, not a curated record. Bases 95 to 1420 code for a protein of 441 amino acids.
CCCUAUCUUCUUUUCUUUCCCAACUUCACAGGAUCCUCAUCGACAGUACUCGAAGCAAGUCUGUGACGCACGAUAGAAGUAGACAGGAGCUACGAUGUCACGAAACGCAUAUCUAUGGGCAGGUCUGCUCCUAGGAGCUCUAUGUCUCCUUAUCACCACAACCAGUAUCAAAGCUGACGGUGAGGUUACAGAAGAUGUCGACAAACGGGCAAACUACUUCCGGGGACGGGGGAGAAAACCUGGAAAGCGAGACGAGCCUGACGCAGCCCUGGUACCCGAUGAUGACUUGAGUGAGGACAAGAGAGCGAAUAUGUUUAGAAGUCGGCUCCGCGGUAAAGGAAAGCGAGACGACCCUGAUGCAGCCAUGUUACCUGGUGACUGGGAUGAGGAAAAGAGAGCGAACAUGUUUAGAAGUCGGCUCCGCGGUAACGGAAAGCGAGACGAUCCCGAUGCAGCCAUGUUACCUGGUGACUGGGAUGAGGAAAAGAGAGCGAACAUGUUUAGAAGUCGGCUCCGCGGUAAAGGAAAACGAGACGAACCUGACGCAGCUGAAGCCCUGGUACCUGGUGACUGGGAAGAGGAAAAGAGAGCGAACAUGUUUAGAAGCCGGCUCCGCGGUAAAGGAAAGCGAGACGAUCCUGACGCAGCCGAAGCCCUGGUACCUGGUGAUGACUUAAGUGAGGAAAAGAGAGCGAACAUGUUUAGAAGCCGGCUCCGCGGUAAAGGAAAGCGAGACGAUCCCGACGCAGCCGAAGCCCUGGUACCUGGUGAUGACUUAAGUGAGGAAAAGAGAGCGAAUAUGUUUAGAAGCCGGCUCCGCGGUAAAGGAAAGCGAGACGAUCCCGACGCAGCCGAAGCCUUGGUACCUGGUGGUGACUUAAGUGAGGAAAAGAGAGCGAAUAUGUUUAGAAGCCGGCUCCGCGGUAAAGGAAAGCGAGACGAUCCCGACGCAGCCGAAGCCCUGGUACCUGGUGGUGACUUAAGUGAGGAAAAGAGAGCGAAUAUGUUUAGAAGUCGGCUCCGUGGUAAGGGAAAGCGAGACGAUCCCGACGCAGCCGAAGCCCUGGUACCUGGUGACUGGGAUGAGGAAAAGAGAGCUAAUAUGUUUAGAAGUCGGCUCCGCGGUAAAGGAAAGCGAGACGAUCCCGACGCAGCCCUGGUAGGUGACGAUUUCGGUGAUGAAUUCGUGGAUGAAGAAAAGAGAGCGAACAUGUUUAGAAGUCGGCUCCGCGGUAACGGAAAGCGAGACGAUCCCGAUGCAGCCCUGGUAGAUGAAUUCAUGGAUGAGGAAAAGAGAGCGAACUACUUCAGAGGACGGGGAAGAAGACCUGGAAAGCGAGAUGAGCCCGACGCAGCCCUGGUAGAAGAUGAAAAAAGGGCCAACUUCAGAGCCCGCCAGCGCCCCAAAUUAGGGAAGUAAGCUUGCCUGAUAUUGCAACACGGCAUAUCAUCUACACAUUCGGAUAAGUUUUUAGUUCCUAUCACUUCUACCUAUUCAAUUAAAUAUACGGCUUCGAUUAUUCAAAGCAAGAUCGAUACAGAUUUGCUGGAAAUCUUUUAGUUUAUCAAAAUACAAACCAAGUUAAAGUUUUAUUCAAGAAAAAAAAAGAGCUAAAUAUUUGAUUCAAUGAAGGUUUUACAUGGAAACAUUAUUAUUUCAAACAUUGUAUCUAUACUUUGCAUCGGAUUAACGUUCAUAAUAGGUUGUACCUUUAAAUCAUUAAUUUGUAAAUAACAAUGUCAAAAUGGGAGAUGGACAAAACCGGAGAGAAAUGAAGGCUAUUCCAACUAAUAAAACAAUACUUGACUUAUAGUGUAUGGCAGGAGAAAGUAAAGUGUACAUAUAAAUACUUCAUGUGAACAAAACAGUUGUUACACUUCUAUAGAUCUGAAAGAAAGCCAAUUUAUUUUCUUCAUCAUUCUUUUUUUGUUCAGAUCUACAUUUCAAAUUUGUCGCCGAUGAAUGCAGCCCUGUAGAAAUAUAUAUAUAUAAUAAUAUAUAUCCAUUUCAAUGUAAUUUGUUGUAAAUAUCAAAUAAGAGAACUGCGAUAUGGUACGUAUGAAUUGAUGCUGAAAAUUCUACCUAUGAAACGAACGGCCCAUCAAUUGGUUAAAUAUCUAGGUAUGAGUAAACAAAUUCAGAAUUGUCACUUCGUGCUGGGAAAGGAGGUUAAGUAAUAUGGGAAUGUCAAAAGCAUUGCGAAGAUACAUAGUUCGUAGAUAAUUGACUUGGCAUAUGAUUUUGUUAUGUACAUACAAACUGCUGAUAUUCUAUUUAACUACUGUAACAACUAACUCUUGCAUAAAGAUUACAUAAUACUAACUACUCCGACUUCGAUAUCCAAGUAAUGCAUAGAACAUGUGGAACGUAUUAGGUUUGCAUACUCUGUCAACUCAUCUUUUAAGAAACAAAUAAGCUGUUCUAAAAUACAUGGUGUGUUGUAGUUACACGAAAAUGCAAUUGCACCUCCUUAACUCAGUGUCAUAGAUGUUUAAUGUUCUUUUUUAAGUAUUGAUAAAUGUAUCGGUAUUUGUUAGGGUGUGUUGUAGUUUGUACGAGCCGAUCGAUCCGGCCUAUUCCUCAGACCACAAAUUACAAUCGAAAGUCUGGGAUCAAAGGACCAAUGGCCGACUUGGGCCUUACAAGAGAUUCAAACGAUGGACGGAUGUUUGUGUUUUAGUUGCUGUGUAUGUAAGCAAACAAAAUAUUAAAUGUCGCAGAUUCAUUGUAAACCCGGAGCUCUCAUUUAAAAAAUACCCUUUUCAGGCACGGUUGUUGCAUUUGUCUGGCAAUAAAAAGAAAAUAGAAUA